GAGAGAGAGAGCAGCAUCCCUAUCCUUUUCUUUAGAGCACGCUGCUGGCAGUAACAGGAGGUGAAUGCUUGCCUAAUUGUCAUCACUGCCUGCUUUGGAGCAACAAAGAGGACCUCAGAGGAAAAUGGGAAAUUCUUAUGCUGGGCAGCUCAAGACAACUCGCUUUGAAGAAGUGCUGCAUAAUUCUAUUGAGGCCUCUCUCCGAUCAAACAAUUUAGUUCCCAGGCCUGUUUUUUCACAGCUGUAUUUGGAAGCAGAGCAGCAGCUUUCUUCUCUUGAAGCAGCCAGUAGAGUGGAUAAUGAAGAAGAGGAGGAGGAUGAAGAAGAAGGUUCAGAAUCAAGUAGCCCUCCUAUUGCUUAUCAGAUGAAACCCCCUCCUGAAGGAUGUUGUACCACUGAUGGUUUCUGUCAGGCUGGUAAAGACUUGAGAUUGGUUUCAAUUUCCAAUGAACAAAUCGAAGUGCCAUCGGGAUUUCUGCUUGUUGGUGCUAAAUCACCAAACUUACCUGAUCACCUUUUAGUGUGUGCUGUAGACAAAAGAUUCUUGCCUGAUGACCAGGGGCGCAAUGCCCUUUUAGGUUUCUCUGGCAAUUGUGUCGGCUGCAGCAAGAAAGGCUUCUGCUACUUUACCGAGUUUUCCAAUCACAUCAAUCUUAAGCUGACCACUCAGCCCAAGAAACAGAAACACUUAAAGUAUUAUCUGGUCAGGAAUGCACAAGGAACUCUGACCAAAGGAUCUGCAAUCUGUUGGAAGGGGGCAGAGCUCAGAAGCCGUCAGUCCUCAUCCAGCACUCGUUCCAAUACCUUGUUCCAGCCUCCAGAAAAUACCGGCUCCUCAGUAGCUGUUGUAAAUGAACCAGUUCUAGCAGCACAUUCAGGUAUUCAAGCAGGGACGCACCAGAUGGCAUCAGACCACUUCCCAUCAGCAGUAUGUUACCCAGCUUACAACGGCAAAGACUCUCCCCAGCAGCAUUCAGUGAAAAGCAAUUUAUCAUCAGUGACAAGACCAUCAGUAUUAGGGACUUUAACAAAUUCAGGGCCUCCCAAAAAACGCCACAAAGGCUGGUCACCGGAGUCUCCAUCAUCCAAUGAAGCCUGGCAUUUGCAACCAAAUCCACAGAUCAACAAUAGAAAUAAAAAUGAGGGAGGAGGAGGGCUUUCCUGUUUACCUCAUGCUGCCAUGGUAGGACCUGUGUCAUCUCCCAUGGUGGCCUCUGGAGAGCCAGUUUCAGUUCCUGAUAACCUACUGAAAAUCUAUAAAGCAAAGCCAGUCCUAUUUAAAGGGCAUGGAAACUUCCCUUACCUUUGCGGGAACCUGAAUGAUGUCAUAGUCAGCCCCCUUUUGUAUACAUGUUACAAGAAUUCACAGUCUCUCUCUAGGGCUUAUGAGCAGUAUGGAGCCUCCACAAUACAGCCGAUUUCAGAUGAAAUGCAGCUCUUACUCACAGUCUAUUACCUCGUUCAGUUGGCUUCUGACCAGGUUCCUUUGAUUGAGGACUUGGAACAGAUCUUCAUGCGUUCAUGGAGGGAGUCGCACCUUUCUGAAAUUCGUCAGUAUCAACAAGCCAUUCCCCAGGCUUUUCCUCAGGUUCCGGGCCCGAUUGCUCCAGUGACAUCUGCUCAACUUCCCUGGCUAGCGGGACUGGCAGCCAGCUCCUGCAACGACAGCGUCCACAUCAUCGAGUGCAGCUAUUCUUUAGCUGAGGGGCUGUCAGAAAUGUUCAAGAUGCUCAUUGAGGGAAAGUUAGUGAAGACCAAUUAUGUGGUGAUCAUAUGUGCUUGUCGAAACAGAGCCAUUGAUUCUUGCAUUGCUGUCACAGGGAAGUACCAAGCAAGAAUACUAUCUGAGAGCAUGCUCACUCCGAUAGAAUACCAGAAAGAAGUUAGUUAUGAACUGGUGACUGGGAAAGUAGAUGCCCUAGGGGCCUUCUUCAGUAGUCUUUGCCCAGAUGGGGAUGUUGAUGUUUUGCUGGAUAAAUUUUGUCAAGAAAACCGAGGACACAUUUCCUCAUCUCUCCCUGCUUCAGUCGGUAAAACUGGAACACUGGACAUAACAGGAACAGCUGGGUGUACAAAUUAUAACUUUGAGCGGCAUCAGAUUCGUCCCUUCCAGCUCGCAGUAGCUCAGAAACUUCUGUCUCAUGUUUGUUCCAUUGCAGAUUCCAGCACUCAAAAUCUUGACUUGGGUUCCUUUGAGAAAGUUGAUUUUUUGAUAUGUGUCCCUCCUUCGGAAGUGACAUAUCAGCAAACGUUAUUCCACCUCUGGCAUUCAGGUGUUCUGUUAGAGCUUGGUUUGGAGAAGGAGCAUCUUACAAAGCAGAGGGUGGAGCAAUAUGUAGUCAAACUUGACACAGAAGCCCAGACGAAAUUUAAAACCUUUUUGCAAAACUCUAUGCAGAAUCCACACACACUCUUUGUCCUGAUCCAUGACCAUGCUCACUGGGAUCUUGUCAGCAGCGCAGUUCACAGCCUUUAUCCUCAGUCCGAUCCAGCAGUGGGCCUUGUGGACAGGCUGCUUAACUGCAGAGAGGUGAAAGAGGCCCCAAAUAUUGUGACACUUCAUGUGACUUCCUUCCCCUAUGCUCUGCAGACACAACACACUCGCAUUAGUCCUUACAAUGAAAUCCACUGGCCGUCAUUAUACAACAAUGGAGCUGACUUGUACCAUGAAAGCAAGAAGUACUAUGGACUGUCUGAAUUUGUUGAAUCCACCCUUUCUGGACACAGCCUUCCAUUGCUUCGUUAUGACAGCUCUUUUGAAGCAAUGGUCAUGGCUUUGGGGAAAAGGUUUCCCAGACUGCAUAGCGCAGUGAUAAGGACGUUUGUUCUUGUACAGCACUAUUCAGCAGCCAUGAUGGCUGUGUGUGGCUUGUCCCAGAUGAAGAACUACACAACAGUUGAAACCCUAGAAAUCACUCAGAAUCUCAUCAAUUCAUCAAGACAGUGCCCCAGCGGUCAUGGGCUUAUGGUGGUUUUAAGGAUCCCAUGCAUUCCAUUGGCGGCAGUAGCUUACGAACGCCUCAACCAUGUGCGGGAAAGACUUGCCCUUGAGGACCAUUUUGAAAUCAUCUUGGGGAAUCCUAACUCUGGAAUCACCGUAGGGAAACACUUUGUGGAACAACUCAAGAUUUGGCAGAAAAUUGAAGAUGCUGAAUGGAGUCCACAGACCUACUUGGAGUUGGAAGGUCUGCCUUGCAUCUUGAUCUUUAGUGGAAUGGACCCCCAAGGCGAGUCCUUGCCAAGGUCCUUAAGAUACUGCGAUUUGCGUUUAAUAAAUUCCUCUUGUUUGGUGAGAACAGCCUUGGAGCAAGAACUUGGCUUGGCAGCCUAUUUUGUAAGUUCUGAAACCUCCGCAGAGAAAAUGGUCUCCAAUGAUGUUCUGGAGAGUGACCCAGAGAAGCUAAGUAGUACUGAUAAUGAAGAUGAAGAAACAGUAACAGAAGGCUCCAUAUCAGAAAAAAGAAGCCCUGUCAAAAGAGAGCGGUCUGGCUCACAUGAUUCUGCAGCUUCAUCUGUUUCUUCUAAAACAUCAAGCACAGCAUUCUGCAGUGAAAUGUCCCCUCCAUCAGUAACUGCAGGUGACACGGGAAAGGCAGCCCAUCAGAUAUUAACCAGCAGUACAGAAGAGAGUGUGAAUAACCCUGAAAAGCAAAGACCAAAAAUGGAUAAAGAUUCAAAGUCAAAUGCUAAAACUGCUCAGGCUUCCAUCGCUUCCUCAUCAGCAUCUCCUUUCUCAUCUUCUUCUGCCUCAUCUGUACCUACUCACAGCUCCUUUGUCCUGCAGACCCCUCAGUGCUCCAUGACCAAAGUGUCCCAAAAGCCUCCUAUAGUGUACCUGCCUAAACUGGUAUAUGACAUUGUUACCUCUGCUGACAGCACAGGACUUCCUAAGUCAUCGUCACUCUUACCUUACCAUUCUGUGAUGUGGGCAAGUUCGUUUCGCCCACUCAUGAGCAAAAUGAUGACCUGCACGGAGCAGUCCCUGUAUUAUCGCCAGUGGACAGUCCCCAAACCAAUCCAUAUGGAUUACAACAACAGGAAUGAAGGCAGGAUGGACACCUUCCAUCCAAGGAGGCUGCUGCUGAGUGGGCCACCACAGGUGUGUAAUAAAGACAGGAUAGGAAAGACAAGGGCCUAUCUGCAGUUCCUCAGUAUCUUGUCUAGAAUGCUUAUUCGAUUGACUGAAGUGGAUGUUUAUGAUGAAGAGGAGAUCAAUACUGAUCUCAAAGAAGAGUCAGGCCAAUAUUACCACCAACCAGGGGAUGCAUGGCCUGACCUAGAAACAAUGAAAAAAUUGCCCUUUGACUAUACUAUCCAUGAUCCAAAAUAUGAAGAUGCAAGUCUGAUUUGUUCCAGAAUUCUUAUGAAGAAUGAAGACAGAUCAGCAAACAGAAAACAAGAGGACUUGUAUAUGCGCCGUCAGACCACUCGGAUGAGGUUAUCCAAAUAUGCAGCUUACAACACUUAUCAUCACUGUGAACAAUGCCACCAGUACAUGGGCUUCAACCCCAGGUACCAGCUUUAUGAAUCUACUUUGCAUGCGUUUGCAUUUUCCUAUUCAAUGCUUGGAGAGGAGAUCCAGCUUCACUUCAUCAUCCCAAAGUCCAAGGAGCACCAUUUUGUCUUCAGCCAUCCAGGGAGACAGCUAGAAAGCAUGAGGCUGCCACUUGUCACAGAUAAGGGCCAGGAUUAUAUAAAGAGCCCUACAUUCACUCCCACAACUGGACGUCACGAGCAUGGACUAUUUAACCUUUACCACGCCAUGGAUGGGGCCAGCCAUUUACAUGUCUUAGUUGUCAAAGAAUAUGAAAUGGCAAUAUACAAAAAAUACUGGCCCAAUCACAUCAUGCUUGUCCUGCCAAGCAUUUUCAACAGUGCUGGAGUGGGUGCCGCUCAUUUCCUGAUAAAAGAGCUGUCUUACCAUAACUUGGAGCUUGAGCGUAAUCGACAAGAGGAACUAGGGAUUAAGCCUCAAGAUAUUUGGCCUUUCAUUGUCAUUUCAGAUGACUCUUGUGUCAUGUGGAAUGCUGUAGAAAUUGAUUGCUCAGGCGAAAGAAAAAGUGAAUAUACAUGGACUGAAAGGAAUGUCUCCUUGAAGCAAAUUCUCCAGCAUAUUGAAUCAACUCCCAACAUCACCCACUACGCCUUGAUUGGGAUGAGGAAGUGGUCGAGUAAAACCAAGAGUGGGGAGAUCAAGGAGCCAUUCUCUUGUUGCCACAUUCAUGACUUUGUCAUGCUGAAUGUGGACCUGACACAGAACGUUCAGUAUAACCAGAACAGAUUUAUGUGUGAUGACGUGGACUUCAACCUGCGUGCCUACAGCGCAGGCCUAUUGAUCUGUCGGUUCAAUCGAUUCAGUGUUAUGAAGAAACAAAUCACAGUGGGUGGACAAAGGUCCUUCCAUAUUAAGUCAAAGGUGUCAGAUAAUCCAGUUUCUAUUGCUCCAGCACAGUACAUCUGUGCUCCUGAUAGCAAGCACACCUUCUUGGCUGCUCCAGCUCAGCUACUACUGGAAAAAUACCUCCAGUACCACAGCCAUCGCUUCUUCCCUCUCUCGUUGAAGAAUUAUUGCCACCCAGUGCUCUCUGUAGACUGUUAUCUUAAUUUAGGACCACAGAUUGCCAUUUGCUAUGUCAGCUCCCGACCUCAUUCUCUGAACAUCAGCUGCUCUGAUAUGGUGUUCAGUGGACUCUUGCUGUACCUCUGUGAUUCCUUCGUGGUCGCCAGCUUCUUGAAGAAGUUUCAUUUUUUGAAAGGUGCUACCUUAUGUGUGAUUUGCCAAGACAGGAAUUCCCUACGCCAAACCGUCGUCCGACUGGAACUGGAAGAUGAGUGGCAGUUUCGACUAAGAGAUGAAUUCCAAACAGCCAAUGCCAAAGAAGACAAACCCCUUUUUUUCCUGACUGGACGACAUAUUUGAUUGGAAGUGAUCAGAUGUGUCAGUGUGGCACAGAAAACUGACUUCUUUUAUACAAAACAAACUGUCAAAAUGAACUGAACUUGUUCACACAAUGUUGCAAGAAGGGCUGUCAUUUAGACAAAAAACGACUUAGGUAUUUUGAAAUAUUUGUAUAAUAUAUUUUAUUUUACCAAUUUUAUGUUUAUAUUUGCGUACAACGUUAGUAACUAUUGUAAUUUAAUGAAUUUGGGGAAGUAACUCCUGUAUAUUUGCAAAGAUACUGAGUGACUGCUCCAGUAGGACUGAACUUUUUCUUGUUGUACUACACAGAUUGUUUCAAAACUGUGGCAUAAUUCAGAAAUAUAGAAUUUAGAAGUA
Messenger RNA from Heteronotia binoei (common prickly gecko), 6277 nucleotides. It is a transcript of the gene GREB1, whose product is annotated as growth regulating estrogen receptor binding 1. Lineage: Eukaryota; Metazoa; Chordata; Lepidosauria; Squamata; Gekkonidae. The record is from RefSeq and is a predicted model, not a curated record. Gene Ontology annotation, biological process: multicellular organism development. The transcript has 33 exons. Bases 125 to 5920 code for a protein of 1931 amino acids.